UCAACAUUGUUUAUUGAACAAGUUUCGGCGAAAAACCAUUAUAAGGUGUGAUUGUGUAAUGGCUUCUUCUAGUAGUUUAACAAUACAAUCAAGUUUCGUCUCUGCAAGAACAAGACUCAGUUCCUUCUCCAAGCCAAAUCUUUCUGGCUUCGCUUGUCGUUCUCUUUCAAAACCCAGAAACUUGAGUCUCUCUGUUUCUUCUAUGGGUUCUUCUAGUUCUUCUCAGAAACCAGACAACGUCCAAGAGGCUGAGAAGAGUGACUAUGCUUCUCUAAGUGAAAAUGAAUGGAAGAAAAGGCUAACACCAGAACAGUAUUACAUCACUAGACAGAAGGGGACAGAGAGAGCUUUCACUGGGGAGUAUUGGAACUCAAAGACCCCAGGAGUAUACAAUUGCGUAUGUUGCGACACGCCUCUAUUUGAUUCAUCAACAAAGUUUGAUAGUGGAACUGGGUGGCCAUCUUAUUAUAAACCAAUUGGAAACAAUGUGAAGACAAAGCUAGACCUCUCUAUCAUCUUCAUGCCCAGACAAGAAGUUGUCUGUGCUGUUUGUAAUGCCCAUCUUGGCCAUGUCUUUGAUGACGGUCCACGCCCAACCGGAAAACGAUAUUGUCUCAACAGUGCUGCUCUGAAACUAAAUGCAUUGGAGAAAACAAGAGAUUGAGAGUUUCUGGUACAAGGAUUUGUUCAUAUUACAUCAUACAUUAUAUCCAUUGUAUUUCCUCGUAUUAAGUCGUUGUAUGUAAGUCAACUGUAAUCCAUCUAAAGGUUUAAACUUUGAGUUGAUUACACGAUCUCCUAGACAGCACAUUCUUAAAUUUAUUUACUCCAAUCUC
This is a messenger RNA of Arabidopsis lyrata subsp. lyrata, 836 nucleotides long. Its product is annotated as peptide methionine sulfoxide reductase B1, chloroplastic. Gene Ontology annotation, biological process: protein repair; response to oxidative stress. The record is from RefSeq and is a predicted model, not a curated record. The coding region runs from base 59 to 664 and encodes 201 amino acids. The transcript is spliced from 5 exons. Gene Ontology annotation, cellular component: cytoplasm. Lineage: Eukaryota; Viridiplantae; Streptophyta; Magnoliopsida; Brassicales; Brassicaceae. Gene Ontology annotation, molecular function: peptide-methionine (R)-S-oxide reductase activity.